Messenger RNA from Chelonus insularis, 890 nucleotides. RefSeq lists its product as uncharacterized. The coding region runs from base 34 to 795 and encodes 253 amino acids. Lineage: Eukaryota; Metazoa; Arthropoda; Insecta; Hymenoptera; Braconidae. The record is from RefSeq and is marked provisional. The transcript has a single exon.
UUUACAUUUGUUCCACUCGAAUAAUACUGAAAAAUGAGUAUUUUUAUCGAUAGCACGAGUACUCAACUUAAGUACAUUGAAUUAACUAAUUUACGAGGAAUUAAUAUGAUAGAUGAUAUGAAGUAUUGUACUAUACAAAAUAGUGGAUAUGCACAUUACAUCUAUAGUAGUCCGCUCAAUGCUCAUACUCAAGAAUUAUUAAAACAUGGUCACGUUGAUCGAAAAGUUUGUGUGUAUAUUAAUAGAUCUAACAAUGAUGUUUUAUUUAUUCGAUUUGAUAGUUUAGCGGAGUCAUUUUAUGAAAGUCGCUGCAUCGUUUAUGAAUUGUGGCACAUUAAAGAAUGUACUCGUACACCAGAUGACAAAUUUUGCGUUCAAUAUUAUAUUGAUAGUAUUGAUCAUAGUGAAUGGACGAUGAUGGACGAGUCAAAAUUAUCGAUCGACGAUUUUGAAUACGCUGGUCACGGUCACUGGAGGUACUUCGACAAAGGUAUUUUAUAUUACGGUGUUCGAUAUACAAUGAAAGUAAGCAUUCAAAAUGCUAUGCAAUAUGCCGAAACGAUCACAAAUUAUAGUAAACAUGACGAAUCAAUAUUUUUAGAAUCUUUUAUAAUGUAUGCAGUAACUUAUUCCCAACCUGUUCUAUGGUCACAAUGUCAACUUCAUGAUUUUAUAAAGAGGUUCAACAUCAAAAGAAUAAAUAACAUUUCUUUUGUAACUACUUCAGAUUCAAAAACAAAAAGCUCUACCAAUAAUCCUGAUGAUCGCAAGUUGACACAGUCUGACAAUAAGUGACAGUAAUUCUAUUAUUUUAUCAUUCCAAGAUGUCAUUAAUUAUUGAUACUAAUCAAUGACAGUAGUUGCAACAGCAACUUCUUUUCUUCAUUUUU